CGCGCAGUUCAGUUUAGCUGCUUGGGAAUGGACCGAGCCGAGGGCGGGAUGUGGGCGCGUACGAACCGCGCGGCCGAAGAGUUUUAUUCUCGUCUUCUGCAGGAAUUUAAUGAAGAAAAGAAAGGAGUCUCUAAACACCCGUUCACCUAUGAGGCUGAUGUGCAAGUGCAGUUGAUCAGCAAAGGCCAACCAAAUCUUUUGAAAACUAUCCUAAAUGAAAAUGAUUUAGUAUUUCUUGUGGAAAAAGUGCUUUUGGAGAAGGAAGAAACAAGUCAUGUUGAAGAGCCACAUUCUGAAGAGACUGCUAUUUCUGAUUUCUCUACUGAUGAAAAUGUUAGACCACUGGCCUUGCCAAUUGGGAGAGCAAGGCAGUUAAUUGGGCUUUAUACCAUGGCUCACAAUCCUAAUAUGACCCAUUUGAAGAUCAAACAGCCAGUUACUGCCCUUCCUCCUCUUUGGGUGAGAUGUGACAGUUCAGAUCCUGAAGGUACCUGUUGGCUGGGAGCUGAGCUUAUCACGGCAAAUGACAUCGUUACAGGCAUUGUCUUAUAUGUGGUCACUUGUAAAGCUGAUAAAAAUUAUUCCGAAAAUCUGGAAAGUCUAAAAAAUUCACACAAGAAAAGACAUCACUUGUCUGCUGUAACAGCCAGGGGCUUUGCCCAAUAUGAGCUCUUUAAGUCUACUGACUUGGAUGAUAUUGUCACCCCAACCCAAACUACAGUCACUUUGGAUCUUUGCUGGAGUCCUGUGGAUGAGAUUCUUCAAGCCCCUCCCCUGUCUUCAACUGCUGCUCUGAAUAUCAGAGUACAAUCGGGAAAGUCCAGCAGUCGAUUGAAUCAUCUCCACAGAGAACUGAACUUCCUCCUUGUUUUGGCUGAUGGCUUGAGGACUGGUGUAACCGAAUGGCUUGAACCUCUGGAAACAAAAUCUGCUGUUGAACUUGUGCAAGAGUUUCUGAAUGACUUAAAUAAGCUGGAUGAAUGUGAUGAUUCUACAAAAAAAGAUGCACAAAAAGAGACAGUGAACCAUGAAGCAGCUGCAGUUGACAGGUCUGUGCUUAUCACAGUGCGAGGAGAUCUCGAUUUUGCUGAAGAGCUGUGGUGCAAAAUGAGCAGCAGUGUGAUUUCAUAUCAAGACUUGGUGAAGUGUUUCACAUUGAUCCUGCAGAGUCUGCAGCGUGGGGAUAUACAGCCAUGGCUGCACAGUGGGAGUAACAGUUUACUAAGCAAGCUCAUUCACCAGUCUUACCACGGAGCCAUGGACAGCGUCCCUCUCUCUGGAACCACUCCGCUUCAAAUGCUUUUGGAAAUUGGUUUGGACAAACUGAAGAAGGACUAUAUCAGCUUUUUCGUCAGUCAGGAGCUUGCAUCUUUGAAUCAUUUGGAACACUUCAUUUCCUCGUCAGUAACUACAGAGGAACAGGUGCAUCGCGUGCAGAAACUCCAUCAUAUUCUAGAAAUACUCGUCAUCUGCAUGCUUUUCGUCAAACCUCAGCACGAGCUUCUCUUUUCUUUAACACAAUCAUGCAUAAAAUAUUACAAACAAAAUCCUCUUGAUGAACAACACAUUUUUCAGUUGCCAGUCAGACCAGCUGCUGUAAAGAAUUUGUAUCAAAGUGAGAAGCCACAGAAAUGGAGAGUGGAAAUAAGUGGUAAUCAGAAGAAAGUGAAAACAGUGUGGCAGCUGAGUGACAGCUCACCUGUAGACCAUUCCAGUUUUCACAAGCAUGAUUUUUCUGAGUUGACGCUGAAUGGUAGUCUGGAAGAAAGGACUGCCUUCAUUAACAUGGUUACCUGCAGCCAGGUGCACUUCAAGUAACACGUGCUGAGAGUCUCUGCAAGGUAUCUGUGUUCUUUCAAGUAUGUU
Molecule: messenger RNA, 1866 nt
Organism: Acomys russatus (golden spiny mouse)
Lineage: Eukaryota; Metazoa; Chordata; Mammalia; Rodentia; Muridae
Gene: Zwilch
Product: zwilch kinetochore protein
Exons: 18
Coding region: 28-1818 (596 amino acids)
Biological process (GO): mitotic spindle assembly checkpoint signaling; protein localization to kinetochore
Cellular component (GO): RZZ complex
Source: RefSeq, a predicted model, not a curated record